AUGCGACUUAAUGAACCGAAACAUUCCAAUUCAGUUUUUGCUUUUAAUUAUUAUUUUCUUUUUGGUUACAACCUUUCCCAUAAUUCUGCAAAAUAUGCAAAUUAUUUUUGCAGAUGUGUAGAAUUGAAUCCGGCAAAUUAUACGGUCUGGCAAUAUCGGCGUGCUUUGCUGAAAGCAUUGAAAAUUGAUCUGAAUAAGGAAUUUGAUUACAUUGCUGAGGUGAUCGAAGACAAUCCUAAGAACUAUCAAGUUUGGCAUCAUCGUCGAACACUGGUCGAAUGGACCAAUGAUGCGAGCCGUGAACUCGAUUUUACCGCACAAAUGCUUGAUGAGGAAUCGAAAAAUUACCAUGCCUGGCAGCAUCGACAUUGGGUUGUCGAAACAUUCGGACUAUUUCGCACCCAGGAACUGGAUUUCAGCGCUGCACUGAUGCUUGAAGAUAUGCGUAAUAAUUCGGCC
This is a messenger RNA of Gongylonema pulchrum, 459 nucleotides long. Lineage: Eukaryota; Metazoa; Nematoda; Chromadorea; Rhabditida; Gongylonematidae. The record is from the annotation of a GenBank genome assembly.